This is a messenger RNA of Penicillium argentinense, 1575 nucleotides long. RefSeq names its product H(+)-transporting V1 sector ATPase subunit H. NCBI's taxonomy places the organism in Eukaryota, Fungi, Ascomycota, Eurotiomycetes, Eurotiales, Aspergillaceae. The coding region runs from base 1 to 1575 and encodes 524 amino acids. Gene Ontology annotation, cellular component: fungal-type vacuole membrane; vacuolar proton-transporting V-type ATPase, V1 domain. Gene Ontology annotation, biological process: proton transmembrane transport. The record is from RefSeq and is a predicted model, not a curated record. Gene Ontology annotation, molecular function: proton-transporting ATPase activity, rotational mechanism. The transcript has 3 exons.
AUGAAACAUCGGGCCAAGAAAUCGUUGGGAGCCGCGACACUGUGGCCCGGUCUUGGCGGUGCUUCCGUCAUCCCUCAAGCUCCCUCCCUUCUCGACACCAACUUCACUCCCCACGGCCGACCUUCCUUUGCACUGGGAGCUUCGACCAUCAUGUCUUUGGAGCCGCCAACCUACCUCAGCUCGCUGCAGAACAAUAUCCGCGCCCGUCCAAUUCCCUGGGAGGGCGCCGUCCGUGCGGGCAACAUCACGGAUGACCACCUCAAGAAGAUUAAGGCGGUCGACAAGGUGCGCAAGGAGCAGCGUAUUCAGACAGUAGAGGCCGACCUCGCUGGAUAUACUGGCUUGUUGGCUGGUGGUGCGCAGGGAAAGAGUGUCUUGGAGUCGGCGUCACGGAGGACCGAUAUCGUUCAAUAUAUCUUGGUCCUGGCAUCGGACUUGAUCCAAGAUGUUCCCGCGCUAGCCAACUCUCUCGUUUCGCACCCCGAGCCGUACAAGCCAUUCCUGCCGUUCUUGCACCAGUCCACCAAUGCCGAAGACCCUAUUCCCCUGCUCACAUCCACCUUCCUCACAGCGCUUGUGUCGCACAGCCUCACUUCAUCGCCCAAACCUGCUGCUCGGGACCAAGAGGCUCUCCCGCAACUAUACAGAUAUCUCUCCACCCUGACCAAGAACCAGGACAGUGGACUGCAGGAUAUCGGAGUACAGGGAUUCUCGGAGCUGCUCCGCAAGCAGCACUCGCGUGAAGUCUUCUGGGCCCACCGAAAGGAGACAUUGGAUCCCUUGAUCGAGACUCUGCGUGCGGCCGCUGGUACCAAGGAGAAUGGCAGCACAUCAGGAAGCAGCACACGUGGCAUUGAGCCCGGGCUGGCCGGUGGAAUUGGUCUCCAACUGCUUUACCGGGUGCUUCUCGUAGUAUGGCAGCUGACGUUCGAGGGCGAACUGGUUGGCGAAGGACUGCAAGAGAACUAUGAGAUCAUUCAACUCUACACUCAACUUCUCCGCCUUUCACCCAAGGAGAAGACAACCCGACUGCUCUUGGCUACACUCUACAACCUUUGCUCUAGCAACCGUAACACCAUUCUUCCCGUUGCCGUGUUCGUGCGGCUCCCCGCCCUCCUGGCCAACCUUGCUGGUCGCCACUUGACCGAUCCCGACCUGCUCGAAGAUCUCGAAGCGCUGUCCAACAUGCUGGAUGAGUACACCAAGACACAGACUACCUUUGACCAGUACGCUGCCGAAGUUCAGUCCGGCCACCUCCGCUGGUCACCCCCGCAUAAGAACCCCACAUUCUGGAAGGAGAAUGCUCGUCGGAUUCUGGAUGACACCAAUGGUGCGCUCCCCAAGAAGCUGGCUGAGAUUCUGAAGAAGAGCUGGGAUAACGACAAGCAAGUUCUGGCUAUUGCUUGUAACGACGUGGGCCAUUUGGUGAAGGAGCUUCCCGAGAGACGUACACAGCUCGAGAAACUCGGUCUGAAGGCACGGGUCAUGGAGCUGAUGGCCGACAAGGAUGAGUCUGUACGAUGGGAGAGUUUGCGGGCUGUCGGAGAAUGGCUGCGAUACACCUUCGACGGGUGA